GGGCCGCCAGUGGUAUGACCGUGUAGCUCGCCCGACUCCACCAUAGCCUCUGCUGCUCCACAGCCAAAACUACUUAUCAUUUGGCUAAGCACUUAGCGCUCGCAGCGAGCACCGACUAUCUGGAGGCUAUUACAGCCAUUUAGGGUCUUGGCUUGUAGAUGGACUGAGAAGAUUUCGAAUGCAGUUUUCUUGGUUGUGAUUUUUUGUUAAUGUAUGGACUCGGUGGACAGCUCAGUAUCGGACUCAACAGACGGUGGUGAGAAGAAUGUGGAGUCGUGUGUGCCCGGAGAAUCAGCUUGUAUGCCGCUUUACGAAGAACUCGAUGCCGCAAAAACCAAUUCGGAAUGGAGGAACCGGAAAAGUCUGUCCAAUGAAAAGUACAAAGGAGAACUAAUAAAUCAGGGAAAAUGUUUAUGCGGACAAUAUAUUCGAGCGCGUCUUCGCCGCGCUGGAGUCUUAAAUCGGAAAGUAAUACAAAGAUUACGUGCAAUUUUAGAGCCUUCAUCUAAUGUAGUUUACGAAGUGUACCCGGCCCUGAAUUCCAUGGGCGAAGAAAUUGAACGCCUCCAUCCUCGUCUCUAUACAAACGUAUCUCGUCAGCUAUCAAGCGCUCCAUUCGGGGAACUUCAGGAUGGCGACACAGCGCCGAUGCUACUCAAUCUGGUUGCCAAAGAAUUAUUUAAAACGAACAUUACUUGGGGUAAAAUCAUAUCUGUAUUCUCAGUAUGUGGAGGCUUCGCCAUAGACUGUGUUCGCCAGGGUCACUACGAUUACCUGCAAUAUCUCAUCGAUGGAAUGUCGGAAAUAAUUGAAGAAGAUCUCGUCCAUUGGCUGGCCGAUAAUGGUGGCUGGUUAGGCUUAUUGAAACACAUACGACCGCCCGAAACGAAAUAUUCAUUUCUUGGUUGGCUUACGAUGUUCGUGGUUGUAUCGUCGGCAAUAUAUUUAGUAACGAACAUAAUGAGACACAUCGGAUGCCAUGUAUAUUCGUUUUUAUUUCAUAAAUGACUGUAGUUUAGUGGAUACUUUUACGCCUAUCGUUUAAAUUUCCUUUUGAUCAUGCUGUUCUCAAGUUUUCCCAUUUCUUCGUAAGCAAUGCGUCACAAGUACUUCAACAAUUUUCAUGUAGAGUUAUAGUUGCAGAGGGAUAGAUGUUAAAAUAUAUUUUUGUAAUUGCUUUGGUUAAUCUGAAUGGCAGUGCCAACUUUUAAUUAUUGUUGAAACAUUUUAUUGUUAAUACUUUAUAACUUUGUAUUUAUUUUCAUACUUUAAGUUUUGAGAAAUACAUGAAUAUUUUUAAUAUA
This is a messenger RNA of Hermetia illucens (black soldier fly), 1304 nucleotides long. RefSeq names its product bcl-2-related ovarian killer protein homolog B (gene Debcl). The record is from RefSeq and is a predicted model, not a curated record. The transcript has 3 exons. The coding region runs from base 214 to 1008 and encodes 264 amino acids. Gene Ontology annotation, molecular function: protein heterodimerization activity; protein homodimerization activity. Gene Ontology annotation, biological process: regulation of apoptotic process; extrinsic apoptotic signaling pathway in absence of ligand; intrinsic apoptotic signaling pathway in response to DNA damage. Gene Ontology annotation, cellular component: mitochondrial outer membrane. Lineage: Eukaryota; Metazoa; Arthropoda; Insecta; Diptera; Stratiomyidae.